GUGUUUUUGUGACGAGCCGAAUGUUUUGAUUGAAAUUUAAUGUGCUGUGCAAAAGGGAGUGCCAAAUAAACAGAAAAGUAAUUUGAUUUUGUUUUGCAACUAAAGUUGAGUAUUGGACAAUGCCUCAGGGCCGCAGGAAAGUUCCGUUCAGCGGAAAGCAAAAGAAACAGCAGCUUUUAGCUAAAAAGCAUGCUAAAUCGAGCACCUCGCACAACAUUAUCCGGAAGUUGCGCGAUGAGGAAUCCAGCGACAUUAGUGAGGACAGCGACUUUCCGAAGACGUUCCACGAGAAUGUGGAGAAGAUCAACCUCCAACCGUUGAAGGAUCCCCGCAGCAAGGCCAACCGGUACGUGCUACAGUUCCAUCGGGAGACGGGCAAAGAACUACGGGAAAUGAAGGAGGAAGCUCUGAAGGCGCUGGUGCCAUGUCGACCGGAGCAGCUGGAACUGGCCGACAACUAUUUUGUGGGCUUCGAAUUCCCCAAGCGACCCAAGUGGAACUACGAAAUGUCCAAGGAGCAGUUGGAUAGCAAUGAGAAUCGUUAUUUUUUUAAGUACAUCACAUACAUGGAGAAGAGCCAUUACGAUGAUAUGAAAUCUCUGAGCUUCUGUGAGCUCAACUUGGAAACCUGGCGUCAGCUUUGGAGAGUGCUCGAGCUGUCCGACAUUGUGCUAGUGAUUGUAGAUGCACGUUUUCCGACGUUGAUGUUUCCUCCGUCGCUGUAUCACUACGUGACGGAAGAUCUCGGGAAGGGUAUGAUGCUGGUGAUUAACAAGGUAGAUCUAGUGGAACCGGAAAUGAUCCUUGCUUGGAAACGCUAUUUCCAACAAACGUACAAAGACAUAGAGGUUGUCCUGUUUACGUCCUAUCCUUCGUACAACCUGCGAGGAAAGCAGGAAAGCAAGCAUGGAUUGAAGAUCCGUAGACGCAAGGGUCGAAUGCGUAUGGCCGCCGAAGGAGCCCAACAGAUCUACAACAUUUGCCGGGAGUACACCGGAGAUCAGGUAGAUCUAAGCUCGUGGCAGCAGAAAAUCCUCGAAGAACGAAGUGCCCCAAUGGAUGUGGACGGAGAAGAUGAUGAGUCUUUUGAAGCGGAAAGAACGCACGAGGAAGAGAAGGAUUUCUCGUUCGAAGAGCACAUUAAAUUCAAAGACGGGGUGCUGACGAUUGGCUGCAUCGGAUUUCCCAAUGUGGGAAAGUCCUCCCUGCUCAACGCUGUGAUGGGUAAAAAAGUGGUCUCGGUUAGUAGAACACCAGGCCACACAAAGCACUUUCAAACGAUCUUCCUCACCAAUACUGUCCGUCUCUGUGAUUGUCCCGGUCUGGUAUUUCCGUCAGCCGUCCCCCGGAAGCUUCAGGUUCUGAUGGGAAGCUAUCCGAUCGCCCAGCUCCGUGAACCUUAUGCCUCUAUCAAGUUCCUAGCCGAACGUUUGGAUCUGCCGGCGCUACUCUCGUUGAAGCAUCCUUCAAAUGAUACCAACGAGGAAUGGUCUGCCAUCGACGUAUGCGACGCUUGGGCCAUCAAACGUGGCUUCCUGACUGCUAAAACUGCCCGUCCAGACACUUACCGCGCGGCUAAUCACAUCCUACGAAUGACACUGGAUGGUAAAAUUACCCUCGCCCUCAAACCUCCCGGCUUCCACCAGAUGCUGGAACAGCUACAAUCGGAUCCCGAACUAACGGCGGUCCGGGAAAUUCAGGCUCUGACCGAGAACAGUGAGAAAGAGGACGACGAUGACUACAUAUCGGACACGGACACGGAGGAUUUCGCCGGUGCUGCUAGCAACGAUGCCGACAACGAGGAGGACGAAGAAGGCAAUUCAACGCUCUCCCCGGUCGGGUCCAAAAUUUCCAAUCCAUUCUCGCUGCUCGGGACCGGGAGUCCGGAGUAACUAAAUUGAAUUCAAUGUUAUAGGAUCGUUUUUGAACUACUUAUAUACGCUUUUUACUCUAUACAUAUUUUACCGAGAAAGUCACUGAGAUUAGCGAGAACGAGAGCAAGAGAAAGAGAAAGCGGAUAUGGAAUAAGAUUUGCACACGUGUUUGUUACGUAUAUUUAUUGUUACUUCACGAAAGUCUCUAAAUGCAUUCUAAAAGAGAAUACCUACUGUAUUUUGCCCUUCGCAAUAAAGAAGCUAUGAAGCUGAA
Molecule: messenger RNA, 2148 nt
Organism: Ochlerotatus camptorhynchus
Lineage: Eukaryota; Metazoa; Arthropoda; Insecta; Diptera; Culicidae
Gene: Ns4
Product: Nucleostemin 4
Exons: 4
Coding region: 120-1892 (590 amino acids)
Molecular function (GO): GTPase activity; GTP binding
Source: RefSeq, a predicted model, not a curated record